AUGCUCGCCCUGCUGCCUCCCCAAAGGCCUUUCCAGCCGUCGGGUGUUUGGCGGGCACUGGCGGCCGUGGGAAGGGGGGUACAUCCCCUAUCCCGGCCGCGUCCCGGUACCGGCUCUUGCCGGAGGUGGGUGGCUCGGAAGGGGCAGCGCUGGCACAGCUCCCCCGGCCUGGACAGCCCCUUCCCGGCCCCAGAGCUGCAGGUCCGACCCCCAUCUGCCCAGCUUCUGCCCAGCUCCUCGCCCAGCUCCUCGUCCCCCGCGCACCCCUGGCUCAGGGCGGCCGGAGCAUCCCCGCACCCGAGGGGCCCGGACCGGCCGCAUCCCCACGGCGGGCGGAGGGGCCGAGGGGGCCGGGAGGGGCAGUCCUGUCCCAAGAGCAGCGGGGACACCGGGUGGGCGAACCCCCAGGGCGGACGGGUUCUCCCGGGUUCUCCCGGGCUCUCCCGGGUUCUCCCGGGUUCUCCCGGCCGCCUUCGCCUCGGGGGCCGCACCGGCGGGGCUGAGGAGGACGGGGAGCUCUACAAGAGCGAGGAGUGCGACCUGGACUACAGCAGCCGGCCGAGCCGCAGCCCCGACAGCGAGCUGCCGGACGACGAGGAGCUGUGCAGCGAGGAGAGCGGCAGCACCAGCGGCAGCAGCGGCAGCUCCGGCCCCGCGGCGCCCGGAGAGCCCGAGCCGGGCCCGCUUCGAGCCGAGGCGGCCGAGGCGGGGGUGGUCCCGGCCCCGGCGCCCCCUCCGCCGCCCCCGCCGGCGCCUCCCGUCGGGGCGCAGCCCGGCCCGCAGGCCAAGCCCAAGAGGAAGCGGACGGGCUCGGACUCCAAGUCGGGCAAGCCCCGGCGGGCGCGGACAGCCUUCACCUACGAGCAGCUGGUGGCGCUGGAAAACAAGUUCAAAUCCACGCGGUACCUGUCGGUGUGCGAGCGCCUCAACCUGGCGCUGUCCCUCAGCCUGACCGAGACGCAGGUGAAGAUCUGGUUCCAGAACCGGCGCACCAAGUGGAAGAAGCAGAACCCGGGCGCCGACACCAGCGCGCCCACGGGCGGCGGCGGCGGCGGCGGGGCGGGGAACGGGCUGGGGGGCGCGGCGCUGCCGGGGGGGCUCAGCCCCCUCAGCCACUCGCCGCCCAUGGGCACCCCGCUCUCCAUGCACGGCCCCGGCAGCUACGCCGGGCACCCGGCUGGAGGGCUGGUCUGCGCUGCCCAGCUGCCCUUCCUGCCCAGCCCCGCCGUCCUCUCGCCCUUCGUCCUGGGCUCCCAGACUUACGGCGCUCCGGCUUUCUACACCCCGCACCUAUAAGCCC
Taeniopygia guttata (zebra finch) is the source of this 1300-nucleotide messenger RNA. NCBI's taxonomy places the organism in Eukaryota, Metazoa, Chordata, Aves, Passeriformes, Estrildidae. The record is from RefSeq and is a predicted model, not a curated record.